This is a messenger RNA of Hydatigera taeniaeformis, 1941 nucleotides long. NCBI's taxonomy places the organism in Eukaryota, Metazoa, Platyhelminthes, Cestoda, Cyclophyllidea, Taeniidae. The record is from the annotation of a GenBank genome assembly.
AUGCGCUCAAGCAUUGUCACAUACUUCCUCCUACUGAUUGUAAGCAUUGGAGGAGCAACACAGCCUCUGCAGUUGUGCAAAGUUAAAAUAACAAUGGCAGCAGGGUCAUCGAGUUAUGCGACCAGCUCAUCAGGCCUUGCAAGUUGCACCACUCAAAGACAAGAAGAAGCAGCUUUACAGCACCACUUAAUGUUACAACGACCCGACUACAAUCAGAAAGUCAGUCUCAAGUGUCCCCUUUGUCCAGGCGAAUCGACUAGUUCCUUCGUGUGGUACUUCUUACCUCGUAGCACAUCGGCCACAUUCACAAGUAUUAAUGGACGUGUGUCAUUAAUUAAACCCGGUGGAACGCCUCUAAGCCAAGAUCGUUUUUCUGGUAAAGCCAUUCCAUGCCUUAUUAACGGCACUAACGAACUAUUUAUCCCCAGCUUUAAUCAUGAUGUUCAUGUGGGAACCUAUUAUUGUCGCAAUGUGGAAGACAGCCACCAUCUAGCCAAUUCGAUUUGGUACCACCUCGAUGUGAUACUUCCACCUGACACAGAGGGUUUGAGCAAGGAAAUUCAGUCGAUUCCAGUAAGUCUACAGGGUGUGCAUAAGUUGCCUCAUUUAAAGGAUGUGAAUAGUAUCAUGGAGAACGCUGGAGUGGCGUUAAAGGCUGCUAAGGAUUUUCAAGACUUUUCCACUCCUCUUAUGUCCAUCACAUCACGGUUGAUACCCACGGCGAAACCAGCACAAACCUGCGGCACGUUCAAUCUUAAACGCUUCCGCCGAUGCUACAUAACUAUUCCACGUGUUAUUACAUCGGAUGCUCGACACUCCGCGUCGGCGGAAAUGCUACUAACGUACAAAUUGCUGAGAUCCACCUUCUCAUCCUUCUACACAUGGAUGGAUGAGGAGGAUCCAGUCACCCGUAAAAAACAACGCGAAGCCGCGGAAACAAGAGCCUCAGAGCUGGGAUUUGAGUUAUUCUACGAAGGCAAAAAAGAAGUUGUAAGGAAUGCAGAGGAAAGGCGAGAAGAGAUGACGAUGAUUAUCGAAGAAGAUUUCUCAAGCAUGAUGAAGGAAGAAAAUAAACAUUAUUACAUUCCUUGUCACUUGACUUAUCUUAAACACGUGAAUCUCACCAAUGAGCUCCCAAGACCAUUUGGAACAAAGAAUUUGUAUAUGAAUGUCUCCUUUGAGGUAUCCUGCCCUGAAAUUGACUACAUGGAAAUUGUAAAUUUGGUCUUGGCUACAAAAGAUACCCAAUAUAUGAAGAGAGAGGUAUUAGGCUAUGAGGAGAAGAGGUUCAUGAAACUUCAAAAGGUAGCCAUCGAGGGUUCAAUAAACUUUGACAUGCUCUGUGGUACGGAGGGCGAUACCAUUAACUACAAUUGUUCAGACCACAAAAACCUCACCAUCCUCUGGAAACAGCCUAGAGGAGUGACAUACAUGCCACGUACAUUUCUCAACGAGCGUAUCUUCGUGACGUCCGAUUGCAGCCUACGAUUUGAACAGGUGAGACGCACAGAUGAGGGCGUUUAUAGCUGCUACAGACGCGAUCUCCGUCUGACUGAUCAGUGGCAAUCUACGGCCUUCGUCUCUUACCGUCUCAAAAUUGAGGAAUCUUCCAUUAAGUUCCCUGGAGCCGGAGACAUGUGCCUGGGCUUCCUCCUCCUCUCCAUUUGGGCGGCCCUACUUAUCUUCGUCUGGAUGAUACUCUCUAUCUGGAGUUUGGACAUCAACCGCACAGCUAUUGUACAGGCUGGAGAACGCAUGCGUCGCAGAGAUAGAGCCAUCAGAGAGGGUGUCAAGUACAGACAAUCCUGCCACUAUUUCCUCCAUUUUGUCUGUUUUCUAACUUGUGAGAGGGCAGUCGAAUGGGUGAAAAAAUUGAUGACUUUUAAAGUUUCGAAGCAGCAGUCUUCUACUCUGAGCGCUCCACAAGGAUACCAUUGUUAG